AUGCCUCCGAAGAAGCAGCAGUUGAGGCCGACGACAACAGCAAAUGUCUCCAGCUCCUUGGACUUGGAGUCCGAGGAUUUCAGCUUGGAGACAACGGUACCGACCACCGACGACGUGUCCUCCUCCGACGAACAGAGGGACGGCUCCCAGAAGGUGACCCGCCAGCUCAUCGAGCGGAAGGAGCUGCUGCACACGGUCCAGCUGCUGAGAAUCGAGCUUUCCCAAAAGAGCCUCAUCAUAGACAACAUGAAGGCAGACAACUUGUCAAAGACUGAGGAACUGGAGGAGAGGCUGAACGACUGCCUUCAUCAGAAGCAAGUGUUGGCCCUCAGACUGGACAGCCAGCUGAAACUUGCCCAGGAAGAACAAAGGAAGCAGCAGGCUCUGCGGAAGCAGGAGAUGGAGGCCAUCCUGCUCAGGCAGCAGCAGCUGGAGGAGACCAACCGGCAGCUCUGCGAGAAGGCCGGCGAGCUGCGGAGGUCUCUGAGGGAUCUGGACAUCUCCCAGGACCGAUACCUGGAGCUCCGCAGCCUCCCAGAUGAUAAAAUCUCCAUACAGGAGUACGUAGCUGUGCGUUUCUAUGAAGCUAUGAAUCCCCUGAGGGAACAGCUGACUCAGCUAAAUGUGCAGAAAGGCCACUGGACCGAAGAGCUGGACUUAUACAGGACCAAGAUGAAGUCUUUAAUGGAGAGCUACGAGGAGGAGCGGCAAUUACGUAGCGAGCUGGAGCUCAGGAGCCAGAGACUGACCUUAGAGCUGGCUGACACCAAACAGCAGAUCCAGGAGGGAGAUUAUCGCCGAGACAACUAUCCAAAUAUCAAACGUGAUCGGGACGCCUUUGAAGCAGAGCUGAAAGAGUUAAAGAGGAGAUUUGAGACGGUGGACUUGGGUCACGCUGCCCUGACCAGAGAGAGGGACACACUCAGCAACGAGGUGGCAACAUUGCAGCAGUCCGUCACCCUCCUGCAGAAGGACAAGGAGUACCUGCACCGGCAGAACAUGGAGCUGAGUGUGCGCUGUGCACAUGGAGAAGACCGUCUCGAGAGGCUGCAGGUACAAUUAGAAGACACUAAAAGAGCCAGAGAGGAUGCCUAUGAAAAAUAUGUAACAUCCAGAGACCACUAUAAGUCAGAGUAUGAAAACAAGUUGAGAGAAGAGUUGGAGAACAUUAGGCUGAAAACCAGUCUAGAGAUAGAUAACCUGCAGAGAACUUCAAGAGAGAUGUAUGAAAGAGAGAACAGAAACUUGCGUGAGGCCAGAGAUGAUGCGAUGUUGGAGAAAGACAGAGCGGUGGCUGGUGAGAGGGACACCCAGUCCAGAUAUGACCAGCUGCUGGAGCAAUAUCGUCAGCUCCAGCUGGGCACCGACAGCCGGGUAGCAGAACUUUCCAACCAAGCCAAGCUGCACUCCUUUGAAGCCGAGCGCGCUCAGAUGCUGAAGGAAGAGACGGCUAAGGCCCUGGCCCAGUGUCAGGUGGAAUGCGAGAAACAGCAGAAAAAACUGGAGCUCCUCACUCAGGAGUUUUACAGGCUACAGACGUCAUCCGAGAAGCGUCUGGCUGAGCUGCAGGCUCAGAAUGCAGAGCAGGCAUCUCGACUGGAGACGUAUGAAAAGCUGGAGCGAGAGUUGGACCAGGUCACCAUGCAGGCUGCCGAAAUUGAGAAUGAGGAAGAGGCAGAGAGAGUGCUGUUCUCAUACGGCUACGGAGCCAACGUUCCCACAACGGCCAGACGAAGACUGAAGCAGAGUGUGCACCUGGCCCGCAGGGUGCUGCAGCUGGAGAGGCAGAACACAUCACUGAGGAGAGAGCUGGAGACACAGCAGUCACAGACAGGACAGAUAUCCGAGGAGCUCUCGGCAGCUAACCGGCUGUUGCAGCAGGCCCAGCAGCCGUACAGCUACCUGAUCGAGACGGUCAAACAACGGGACGCACAGAUCAGCGGGCUGAAGGAGCGACUCUCCUCUCUGGAGGGCGACGUCAGGUGUGUGGACGGCCGUACUUUUCUUUUUCUUUACAUGCUGCUGUUCCUUUGCCGUACCUCCAUGCCAUUCUUAAAUUCCCUUCUCAUCUUCCGCCCCCCUCUCUUAUUCGCUGUUUUAGCAGCUGUGUGCACGAGUUGCUCUUCGCCCAGGAUCUAUUUCCCAUCAAUGGCUGCCGGUUGUGUCGUUGAACCCAGCUCCCUGAGGAAAGAGCGCAGCGCUCUGCAACAGGUGAAAAACGACAUGGCGGCUGACCUGGAGCGACUCCUCAACCACAGAGAGGAGUUGGCCAUGAUGAAGCAGGUCCUGCUCAGCAUGAGGUCCAGACAGGGCGACACUCUGAACCUGUCAGAAAUCCAUCGAGCCGGCACCAGGGCCCCGGCUCCCGGAAAACCGCACUCCAAACGCCUCAGCGGGACCACAGAAGAGGAGUCGCCAACCAAACCCAAACCCACUGUGUUUACCAAUAAAGGCGUUCCUGGUUGGUACCAAAAGCAGAAACAGAAACUUAAAUGA
Messenger RNA from Menidia menidia (Atlantic silverside), 2496 nucleotides. The record is from the annotation of a GenBank genome assembly. Lineage: Eukaryota; Metazoa; Chordata; Actinopteri; Atheriniformes; Atherinopsidae.